AUGACCCCCAAGCGUAGUGGUGAAGUCCUGCCUAGUGCUCCUAAGCGCAAGAAGGCCGUGAUGUGCCUUAUGGAGAAAAUACGUGUGUUAGAUAAACUUCGUUCAGGCAUGAGUUGUAGUGCUGUUGGCCGUGAGUUCAAUGUUAAUGAAUCAACAAUCCGGUACAUCAAGAAAAAGGAAGAGGAAAUUCGUCGAUCUGUACGUGAGGCUGCUCCGGAAAGUGCUAAAGUAACGUCUAUAGUGCGCGAGGAAGCAAUGGAAAAGAUGGAAAAGCGGCUAAAUUUAUGGAUUCAUGAGAUGACAACCGAUAAAAAAGGUGUGGUGGACAGCAUUGUCGUGAGGCUGAAAGCCAAAGAAAUUUAUGGUCAUGUUACCCAGGGCCAGAAAAAUGUUAAACCUUUCUCCGCCAGCGCUGGCUGGCUUGCACGUUUCAAAAAGCGGUAUGGUGUGAACAAUGUUAAACUCGCAGGUGAGGCAAGUUGUGCACAUCAGGAGGCUGCAGAAGAGUUUAAAAAAUACUUGCUGAGUGUUAUACGGGAGAAAGGAUAUGUGGAAGAGCAGGUUUUCAAUGCUGAUGAGACUGGCUUAUUUUACAAGGACGUUGGCAAAAGAACCUAUAUAACGCAAAUGGCCUGCAAAGCCCCUGGCUUUAAAUCUUUCCAAGACUAUGCAAACUUGCUCUUGUGUACCAAUGCCAAGGGCGACUUCAAGUGCAAACCCCUAAUAGUAUACAGAGCCCAGAAUCCACCAGCACUGACAGGCAAAAGCGUGAACCAUAUGCCAGUGCAUUGGAGGUGGAGCAAAAAAGCGUGGAUGACAUCUGAUUGGUUCCAUAACUGCUUCAUACCGGAAGUUGAAUGCUAUCUCCAGGGCAGAAACCUUGCCUUCAAGGUUUUAUUAAUUUUGGAUAAUGCCCCAGUCCAUUGCUGUGAAGAACUCAGAAAUGCCCACCCCAGCGUAGAAGUUCUUUUCAUGCCCCCAAACACUACAUCUCUCAUCCAACCCCUGGAUCAGGGGAUAAUAAAAGCUUUCAAGGCACACUAUACCCGGGAGCUUUAUAGCAAGGCUUUUGAGGCUCUCAAGUCCAACACGGAGACUACCAUGUUGGACUAUUGGAAGUCAGUCACUCUGAGCAACGUUAUUGAUUAUGUUGGGACAGCCUGGGACAGCAUCAAACAAGCUACUAUCAAUAGCUGUUGGAAAAAUGUUUGGCCAGACUGUGUGCAAGAUUUUGAAGGCUUUGAAGGUGUUACAGAAAGUAUAAACGACUGUCAAAAAUAUAAUGCACAUUGCACGGCAAAUAAGUGGGGAAGGCUUUGA
Molecule: messenger RNA, 1320 nt
Organism: Leptonychotes weddellii (Weddell seal)
Lineage: Eukaryota; Metazoa; Chordata; Mammalia; Carnivora; Phocidae
Source: RefSeq, a predicted model, not a curated record